Molecule: messenger RNA, 1542 nt
Organism: Necator americanus (New World hookworm)
Lineage: Eukaryota; Metazoa; Nematoda; Chromadorea; Rhabditida; Ancylostomatidae
Exons: 15
Coding region: 1-1542 (513 amino acids)
Biological process (GO): stabilization of membrane potential; potassium ion transmembrane transport
Cellular component (GO): plasma membrane
Molecular function (GO): outward rectifier potassium channel activity; potassium ion leak channel activity
Source: RefSeq, a predicted model, not a curated record
AUGACCACGGAAGAACCAACAACAGAAAACGAAAGCAACAAAUCCAAAGAUUUGUUGCACGUCCCCGGCAACGAUGAGAAUAAAGAUGCCGUUAAACAAAAUGGACGUUUUAAGUCUGUAAAAGUUAAGGAGGAUGGUGUUAUACCACCGUCACAAAGCAGUGCCUCGUUGAUUUCUUCAAUUUGCUCACAACUUAAUGAGUGCAAUAAUGUGGAGCAUACACCAGUACCUACAGUACCCACAUCCGAGGAAGUGGCUCAACCAAUAGACGAGCCGCCGACGUUCACAGUAAAGAGUGAACCGUGGUUAUAUAAACAAAAGUCAAAAAAUGCGGAUGGCCCUUCUGCUAGUUACAACACUUUUCAAAAUAAGCGCAAGACGAAUAAGCGAGUUGGCUGUUUACAGGGCCUCCGCAGCACCAUACUUUCAAUAUUAAGAGAUCCGAAGGCGUUUGGAUUCCAGCAUAUAUGUCUUUUGCUUCUUGUGCUAGCAUACACUCUGCUUGGUGCAACUCUGUUCUUCUUCAUUGAGUCGAAUUACGAGCACGAUAUAGUGAGGUUAAGGAAAGCACAACUGGACUCGACAAUCUUGAGCAUUGCACGGGAAAUGACUGAGACUGUCAAUAAUCCUAACAAAACUGUGGAAGUGGAAAUAAUGGUAGCUUACCUCCAGCUAACUUAUAUCACUUUACUGAAGCAAGAGUCAGCAUAUAAGGACAGUACUUUUUACAAGGCUGAAAACAGAAGUAAUAUGAAGUGGACAUUUGGUAGCAGCUUCUUCUUUUCAAUGAACGUAUUCACAACAACAGGUUAUGGGUCAAUCGCUCCUGAGUCGACGCUCGGAAAAACGUGUGUCGUCAUCUACGGGCUCCUUUUCGUGCCACUUACACUAGUUGUAAUCCGACAUCUUGGGAACUGGACGCUACUUGUUGUGACAAAUAUCUAUGCAAAAUGUGUUAUUCGGUGGAGGAAAUUCCGUUCAAGAGAUAUCGUAGAUGGCGAAGUUUUCACACUACCAGUGAUCUUAUGUAUGCUCAUAAUGCUUGUCUAUCUGAUGGGAACGACCACAUUCAUUUACGUGUACGAUAUGCUGUCCGGUCCGGAGGAUAGCGGUAUCGAUUAUUUCCUGUCCUUCUACUUCUCGUUCAUUUCGAUCUCAACAAUUGGACUGGGCGACGUGAUGCCCAACAAUGUUACUUUUGAUCCUGUCAUCACUAUUCUGUUCUUCUUCGGAAUGCCGCUGAUGAAGGUGGUGAACAGCUCAACCUACCAGUGCGUGGAGAGGGCGACAAUAGGUAUCCUCACUUUUAUGGAGAACCGUCUUUCUACAUUUGCGCAGGGAUCGAAGGUUGCGGACGUAGCGCCCGAGCCGAAGCGUCGACCCAUCACACUAACCGGUCUCAACACUGGUCCGCAACUGCAGGAAGAGAACGGAAACGACAUUACAAUUCGCUCUGUGCUCACCUUCAUCAAAUCUGAUGCGCACGUGUAUGGAGGGCGCUUCGGAAGAGUUGAUCUUGAAGCAAAAAUGGGCUCCAAGUAA